GAAAGAGAUAAGCUGUUGCAGAAACAAUAGUUAGAACGCAUGGAAACCAUUCUAGCAUCAGCACCUUCUAAAUUCACAAGCUUCCACUCACUUUCUCAGAGAUUUUCCCUCGCUUUCCCGGAAAACAGAAGAAGGAAAAACUUAGUCAACCUUAAAGGAGCGUCAUUGUCUUACCUAUCUCUAAGAGUUAAAGCAAAUUCACAAGCUGCUUCUGCAUCCACUGAGGCCACAAAGGUGGGUAGUGUACCUAGUGAAAUGAAAGCGUGGGUGUAUGGAGAAUAUGGAGGAGUCGAUGUAUUGAAAUUUGAUGAGAAAGUUUCAGUGCCUCAAGUGAAGGAAGAUCAGGUGUUGAUCAAGGUUGUUGCUGCCGCUCUUAAUCCUGUUGAUGCUAAGCGAAGACAGGGCAAGUUCAAGGCUACCGAUUCUCCUCUCCCGACUGUUCCAGGGUAUGAUGUUGCCGGUGUGGUGGUAAAGGUUGGCAGUCAAGUGAAGGAAUUUAAGGAGGGAGAUGAGGUGUAUGGGGACAUAAAUGAGAAAGCAUUGGAAGAGCCGAAACAGUUCGGCUCCUUCGCAGAGUACACUGCAGUUGAAGAAAAUUUAUUGGCUUUGAAACCAAAAAAUUUGGAUUUUGUUCAGGCUGCUGGCCUUCCUCUUGCUAUUGAGACAGCCUAUGAGGGUCUAGAAAGAACUGGGUUCUCUGCUGGUAAAUCUAUUCUUGUUUUGAAUGGUUCUGGUGGUGUUGGAAGCUUGGUGAUUCAGCUAGCAAAACAAGUAUUUGGUGCUUCAAUAGUUGCAGCAACUUCCGGAACCAGAAACUUGGAACUUUUGAAGAGCUUGGGUGCUGAUUUGGCUAUUGACUACACUAAAGAAAAUAUUGAAGAUUUGCCAGAAAAAUUUGAUGUAGUCUAUGAUGCAAUUGGGCAAUGUGAUCGAGCAGUAAAGGUAGUUAAAGAAGGGGGCGCUGUGGUGGCACUAACCGGUGCUGUAACACCUCCUGGUUUCAGAUUUGUAGUCACUUCAAAUGGAGCUGUUCUGAAAAAAUUAAAUCCAUAUCUGGAGAGUGGAAAGGUAAAGCCUGUAGUAGACCCCAAGGGCCCGUUCCCUUUUAGCCAGGUUGUUGAGGCUUUCUCUUACAUUGAAACGAACAGAGCUACUGGAAAGGUAGUUAUAUACCCAAUUCCAUAAAAAUUGUAAAAGAAAAAACAGAGAAGCCAUUUUGUAAUGUAUAAUUUCCAUAAUCAGA
Messenger RNA from Pistacia vera, 1243 nucleotides. Its product is annotated as NADPH-dependent alkenal/one oxidoreductase, chloroplastic-like. The transcript is spliced from 4 exons. The record is from RefSeq and is a predicted model, not a curated record. NCBI's taxonomy places the organism in Eukaryota, Viridiplantae, Streptophyta, Magnoliopsida, Sapindales, Anacardiaceae. Gene Ontology annotation, molecular function: zinc ion binding; oxidoreductase activity, acting on the CH-CH group of donors, NAD or NADP as acceptor. The coding region runs from base 40 to 1185 and encodes 381 amino acids.